Cuscuta campestris is the source of this 887-nucleotide messenger RNA. NCBI's taxonomy places the organism in Eukaryota, Viridiplantae, Streptophyta, Magnoliopsida, Solanales, Convolvulaceae. The record is from the annotation of a GenBank genome assembly.
GCAAAGAUUUUCGGCUGGCCAACAUUCAGGACGACGAGAGAGAGUGAGUGAGAGACGAUGAAGACGAUACUCUCUUCCGAGACGAUGGACAUCCCCGACGGGGUGAAAAUCAAGGUGAAGGCGAAACAAAUCGAGGUUGAGGGUCCUAGAGGCAAGCUCUCCCGGAACUUCAAGCAUCUGAAUCUGGAUUUCCAGCUGAUUAAAGACCAGGAAACCGGGAAACUCAAGCUCAAGGCCGAUGCCUGGUUCGCGUCGCGGAAGGCCACCGCCGCGAUCCGCACCGCCCUCAGCCACGUCGAGAACCUCAUCACCGGUGUUACCACGGGCUUCCGCUACAAGAUGCGCUUUGUCUACGCUCACUUUCCCAUUAACGCCUCCAUCGCAAACAAUAACAAGUCCAUUGAGAUUCGGAACUUCCUUGGCGAGAAGAAGGUAAGGAAAGUGGACAUGCUUGAAGGGGUUACGGUUCUCCGCUCGGAGAAGGUGAAGGAUGAAUUGAUUUUGGAUGGGAAUGACAUUGAACUUGUGUCUCGCUCAUGUGCACUCAUUAAUCAGAAAUGCCUUGUCAAGAACAAGGAUAUUAGGAAGUUCCUGGAUGGUAUCUAUGUCAGUGAGAAGGGAAAAAUUGAAGAGGAAAAUUAAGCGAACCCAUAAAGUCUGCUAAUUUUUCAAUUCCCUUUACAUUUUGGAUUAUUUUCUUGUUAAAGUUUAGACUUACUAUGGAGUUUUGGUAUUUCAGGACAAUUAUGUGCACCAUUAUGUUUAAAAUUUUGUGUUGCUUUUAUGUCUUUCGAAUUCUUCAUGAUGCGAUUGUUGUUUCUUUUCAACUUUGUGCAAGUAUUGUUUGGUGCUUUGGAUAGAAUUCUGAUCCUGUGCUUGGCCAAUUU